This is a messenger RNA of Penaeus indicus, 1361 nucleotides long. RefSeq names its product sialate:O-sulfotransferase 1-like. The transcript is spliced from 10 exons. Lineage: Eukaryota; Metazoa; Arthropoda; Malacostraca; Decapoda; Penaeidae. The record is from RefSeq and is a predicted model, not a curated record. Bases 36 to 1154 code for a protein of 372 amino acids. Gene Ontology annotation, molecular function: sulfotransferase activity.
GCGACGUCAAGGGAAGGUCGGAACACGCCGUCGCAAUGAAAUCACCUCAAGGCUCCUCUAACCAAUUACUAAUAUUUACUUUUAUCGGCGUUUUAAUUCUAAUCUCUUGCGUCUUCCGGGAUACAGGAAACGUUCGCCCCAUUCCAGAUGCUCUGACUGUGCCGCGAGUGCCACUCAGGGAUGAAUUUGUGGCUGCAUAUCCCGAGAAGCGGACGGACAUCGACUGGAAAAAAGUUAUCAGAACCGCGUACAUCCCACAAAAUGUCCGCCUCAUUCCAAAUACUCUUCCUUUCCCUCGGCGAGUAGCACCGACUGAAAAGGUUUUGGCUGCAGAUCCUGAGGAGCGGACGGACAUCGACUGGAAAACGAUGCCGAGCCCUCUGCCUGAACCGCGAUGGCCCGAGCUGGACCACAACAUGCCGGCCCAUACCCUGUGGCCCGCCGACCCUGCCUGCGCCAUGUACAACGUUUCUUUUGCCCUCAAUAUGAACAAAACCUUCCUGGUGUCCUACCCGCGGUCCGGCAACGCCUGGACUCGUUACCUGGUGGAGGGGGCGACGGGCGUGACUACAGGGGCGGUUUAUUCAGACGAAGACCUCAUUCACUUCCGUAUAAAAAGCAACUUGGCGCAGCUGAAAGGGAAAGUUAUCCUCGUAAGGAUCCAUUUCAACACGAGAGAAAGUGUUCCAGACGACGUUCCGGUUAUAUUAUUACUAAGAAAUCCAGCCAAGUCUAUUGUUUCUUACUACAAUUUUAUGUGGGGAGAAGGAAAUGUGAACAGGUAUAGGAAUGUAAGCUAUGGGUCCUACUUUACAGAAAGCUUUAAAAAGCACUUUGACAUUCAGCUUCAGAGAUGGACAAAGCUGGCCAUGGACCGGCUUUUGCACUCUAGGCGGCUGCUGGUGAUCCCGUACGAGGAGCUGCAGAAGGACCCGAUGGCACAGGUGCGAAGGACGCUCGCGUUCAUGGGCGUUCCGGCGGACGAGGAGCGUCUCGCUUGCCUCCGACGCAACUCCGAGGGGUUUGCCUUGGGCCUACAGAGACAGAUUGACCCGUACACUUCCGAGCAGAAAGCGGCGAUGGCGAAGGCUGUGGCAGAAGUGUCUGAACUGCUUCGCGAAAGAAACUUCCCUCCGCUGCCUGCUUACGAUUAGAUUUACAUACACAUAUAGAUAAAUAAACUAUAUAUAUAUUCCCACACAUAUAUAUUGUAUAUGUACAUGUAGAUAUACAUACAUACAUACAAACACAUACGCCCACACACACACACACACACACACACACACAUAUAUGUAUAUAUAUAUAUAUAUAUAUAUAUAUAUAUAUAUAUAUAUAUAUAUAUAUAUAUAUAUAUAUAUAUA